This is a messenger RNA of Saccharomyces kudriavzevii IFO 1802, 1356 nucleotides long. It is a transcript of the gene GDI1, whose product is annotated as Gdi1p. Gene Ontology annotation, cellular component: cytoplasm. The transcript has a single exon. Gene Ontology annotation, molecular function: Rab GDP-dissociation inhibitor activity. NCBI's taxonomy places the organism in Eukaryota, Fungi, Ascomycota, Saccharomycetes, Saccharomycetales, Saccharomycetaceae. Gene Ontology annotation, biological process: small GTPase-mediated signal transduction; protein transport; vesicle-mediated transport. The record is from RefSeq and is a predicted model, not a curated record. Bases 1 to 1356 code for a protein of 451 amino acids.
AUGGAUCAAGAAACUAUAGACACAGACUACGACGUGAUUGUAUUGGGUACCGGUAUUACCGAAUGUAUUCUAUCUGGGUUACUCUCUGUAGAUGGGAAAAAAGUAUUACAUAUCGAUAAGCAAGACCAUUAUGGUGGUGAGGCUGCUUCUGUGACCUUAUCUCAACUGUACGAGAAAUUCAAACAGAAUCCCAUCAGUAAAGAAGACCGGGAAUCCAAGUUUGGUAAAGAUAGAGACUGGAAUGUCGACCUGAUUCCAAAGUUCCUCAUGGCUAAUGGCGAGCUUACAAACAUUUUGAUACAUACUGAUGUGACCAGAUACGUUGAUUUCAAACAGGUAUCUGGUUCCUACGUGUUCAAGCAAGGCAAAAUUUACAAAGUGCCAGCCAAUGAAAUAGAAGCCAUUUCAUCACCAUUGAUGGGUAUUUUUGAAAAGCGUAGAAUGAAGAAAUUCUUAGAAUGGAUUAGCUCCUAUAAGGAAGAUGAAUUGUCCUCUCAUCAAGGUCUAGACUUAGAUAAGAACACCAUGGAUGAAGUGUAUUAUAAAUUUGGCUUAGGUAACUCGACCAAGGAGUUCAUCGGUCAUGCGAUGGCUUUGUGGACCAAUGAUGACUACCUACAACAGCCCGCUAGACCAUCUUUCGAGAGGAUCCUAUUAUACUGCCAGAGCGUUGCUCGAUACGGUAAAUCUCCCUACUUGUACCCUAUGUAUGGGUUAGGCGAGCUUCCACAAGGGUUUGCUCGUUUGUCGGCUAUCUACGGUGGUACCUACAUGCUGGACACCCCAAUUCAGGAAGUGUUGUACAAAGAGGAGACAGGUAAGUUUGAAGGCGUCAAGACUAAACUGGGAACUUUCAAAGCUCCAUUGGUAAUUGCUGACCCAACAUAUUUCCCCGAAAAAUGUAAGUCUACUGGUCAAAGAGUUAUCAGAGCCAUCUGUAUUUUAAAUCACCCAGUUCCAAAUACCAGUAAUGCGGAUUCCUUACAAAUCAUCAUCCCACAGAGUCAGCUAGGCAGAAAGAGCGACAUUUACGUUGCCAUCGUUUCAGACGCACACAAUGUUUGUUCCAAGGGUCAUUAUUUGGCCAUCAUUUCCACAAUCAUUGAAACUGAUAAACCACAUAUAGAAUUAGAGCCUGCUUUCAAGCUUUUAGGACCAAUCGAGGAGAAGUUCAUGGGUAUUGCCGAAUUGUUUGAGCCAAGAGAAGAUGGCUCUAAGGAUAGCAUUUACUUAUCCAGAUCAUAUGACGCAUCCUCCCAUUUUGAAUCCAUGACUGAUGAUGUCAAAGAUAUCUACUUUAGGGUAACUGGCCAUCCAUUGGUUCUAAAACAAAGACAAGAACAGGAGAAACAAUAG